CGAAGCUUGCCUGGAUGCAUGAAAGAAAAAAAGAAAAAAAGAAAGAAAAAAAGGACGGGGUCGAUCGAGGCUCGAGACAUCCCUCCCACUUGAUCCCCUCCUUCCCCUCAGCCCAUCACGCCCGCCGGCUUUUAGGCUUCUCCUUAGUUUUGACGGGUGAAUGAAGCGCGCGAUCGGCAACCUUGCGGUCCAGAUGGCGCAGGCAACGGGUCUCGAUGGCGUCUUUGCCAUAAACAAGCCAAUGGGCAUGUCGUCGGCCCAGGUCAUCCGCGACUGCCAGUCCUACUUCAACCCCUCGCGCCUGUUCAAGCCCGCGCUCGAGCGGGAGGAGGAGGAGCGGCGGGCGCAGGCGGCUAGGGACCGCAAGCGCCGCAGCAAGGCCAAGCAGAAGGUGCAGGUCAAGAUGGGCCACGGCGGCACGCUGGACCCGCUGGCCACGGGCGUGCUGAUCCUGGGCGUCGGCCGCGGCACCAAGUCGCUGCAGAACUUCCUCGAGUGCACAAAGACGUACGAGACGGUGGUGCUGUUCGGCGCCUCUACCGAUACAUACGACCGCGUCGGCCGCAUCCUGCAGCGCCGCUCCUACGAUGAUGUCACGCGCGACAAGGUUGAGGCCGCCCUUGGCUCGUUCCGCGGCCGCUACCGCCAGAUGCCGCCGCUGUACAGCGCCCUCAAGAUGAACGGAAAGCCCCUGUACGAGUACGCCCGCGAGGGCAAGCCCAUCCCGCGAGAGAUCGAGACGCGCGAGGUGGAGGUGACGGAUCUGGAGCUGGUCGAGUGGUACGAGCCGGGAUCGCACCCGCACCGCUGGCCCGCCGAGGAGGCCGGCAUCGCCGAGAAGAGCCUCGCCGAGCGCGUAUGGUCGGCCGAGCAGGAGCAGACUACGGGCAAGAAACUCACGCCGGAGCAGGAGCAGGAGGAAGACCGCGCCUUUGCCGCACACCAGUCGUUCAAGGAAAAGGCCGAGGAGCGGCAGGACAAGCUCAUCUUUGACAAGCAGACGGGCCGGAAACGCAAGGCCGACGGCUCCGACCAGCCGCUCAGCAAGAAGCAGAUGAAGCGGGAGCAGAGGGCGGCGCAGCGGGGCGCCGGCCACCAGAGACCCGAGCCCAUGAUGUCGGGCGCCCUCGGAGAGCUGCCGCCGGGCGGGCCGCCCAAGGGGCGUGGGUCGGACCUGGUCCCGAAGGCGCCCGCGGCCGACGCGCCGCCGCCAUGGUCUGACAAGGGCCCGCCGGCCUGUAGGGUGCGCAUGACCGUCACCUCGGGCUUCUACGUCCGCAGCUUCUGCCACGAGCUUGGCGAGAAGGUCGGCUCGGCCGCCAUGAUGGCUGAGCUGGAGCGCUCGCGGCAGGGCGACUACGUCCUCGGCAAGGACAACUGCAUAGAGUAUGACGUCUUGGCCAAGGGGGAGCCCGUCUGGGGGCCCCACGUCGAAAGGAUCCUGCACACAUGGUCCUCGACGCACCUGCCCAACGUGGGCGCGCUCAAGAGCAUUUACGGCGACGCCGAGGCGGUCAAAUCCGAAAUGGCAAACCCAACAGCAGAAGCCGAGGCAGCGAAGGAGCCCAAGAAUGGUGUGACUUGUGACGAUGAGGAGUGGACCGGGAUUUCCGACGCAGCCGCUCCUGCCGAGACCAAGGCUGAAGAGAAGGCAGCCCCAUGAUCCGAAAAGGAUUCGCCCGAAAGAGAUGAAGGAGUUUGUGGAGGCCGUCACUCGAAAAAAGGCAUGGGAGGGGGUUGCGGGCUGCUUACUCCGCUAGCCAUGGACGCCGUUCAGGGUCCGGCGAUCCCCCACCAGCUUUUGACAGAUGUCUCGGCAGCUCACGGUUUGAAGAUAGCAUAGCGCCGGCGUUUAUUCAUGCAGUUUUAUUUUUGUUCUUUUGUUUUGUGUCUUUGCCCUCUCGCGGUAUCUACGUCCCAAGUCUCCCUUGACAUGUGUUUGCCUGUUUGAUAAGUAGAUAUUAUAGCCCACAAUUAGAGUUUAUGUAGACACAAUUCCCUGCCGCCCUUGUGCGCCUGCCGA
Gaeumannomyces tritici R3-111a-1 is the source of this 2023-nucleotide messenger RNA. RefSeq names its product tRNA pseudouridine synthase B. Bases 161 to 1663 code for a protein of 500 amino acids. Gene Ontology annotation, biological process: tRNA modification; mRNA pseudouridine synthesis. The record is from RefSeq and is a predicted model, not a curated record. NCBI's taxonomy places the organism in Eukaryota, Fungi, Ascomycota, Sordariomycetes, Magnaporthales, Magnaporthaceae. Gene Ontology annotation, cellular component: mitochondrion. Gene Ontology annotation, molecular function: RNA binding; pseudouridine synthase activity. The transcript has 2 exons.